Molecule: messenger RNA, 685 nt
Organism: Thalassophryne amazonica
Lineage: Eukaryota; Metazoa; Chordata; Actinopteri; Batrachoidiformes; Batrachoididae
Product: ras-related protein Rab-36-like
Exons: 9
Coding region: 32-685 (217 amino acids)
Molecular function (GO): GTP binding; GTPase activity
Source: RefSeq, a predicted model, not a curated record
UUUAACACACUGAGGUCAUUUUAGCAGCGUUAUGAUGCAAAACAGCACAAAUGGCGUGAAACUCUUUCUAGCAUCCGUCAACAAAGACAGGAUCAUCUGGGAAUUCCCAAAGUGUUACAGACCCGAGGCUUGCCUGCAAAUGAAGGAGGACUGGGCCAUUAAGACUAAACUUGGAUGCAAAGACAGAACCAUCAGCCAUCAGCCGUGGGAUCACCAGAAAAUGGCAAAAGUAGUGGUUGUUGGUGACUUCAACGUGGGAAAGACUUGUCUCAUUAAUAGGUUUUGUAAAGAUGCAUUUGAAAGAGACUACAAGGCCACCAUAGGAGUGGAUUUUGAAAUUGAGAGGUUUGAAAUCUGUGGAGUACCCUUCUCUCUUCAGAUCUGGGACACAGCUGGGCAGGAAAAAUUCAAAUGCAUAGCUUCAGCAUACUAUAGAGGUGCUCAGGUCAUCGUCACAGUUUUUGACAUGGCAGAUAUUCAGUCACUGGACCACACAUGUCAGUGGUUGAAGGAGGCCAUGAGAGAAAAUGAGCCUCACUCCUGUGACAUCUUCUUGGCUGGGACUAAGUGUGACUUGUUGGUGAGUACAGUGACAUGCGCCAAACAAAAUACAAAAGCAGGAUUCAGAUCAGAUUGUGCAAAGCUGGAGGUGACGCACCAGAACGUGAAGAGACGUUGCUGCUGA